Molecule: messenger RNA, 1008 nt
Organism: Colletotrichum gloeosporioides
Lineage: Eukaryota; Fungi; Ascomycota; Sordariomycetes; Glomerellales; Glomerellaceae
Exons: 1
Coding region: 1-1008 (335 amino acids)
Source: RefSeq, a predicted model, not a curated record
AUGUUACCUGAUGAAAACAAGGUCCGCCUUUCCUGGUUUCCUCUCAAGGGCGAGUUACUUCCCAUACCUCACGGCAACGUGGUCGACAUACGACACGAAUCCGAACCGAAGACAAAAAUGAUGCAAAUCUCGAAGCUGCCCUUCGAGAUACAGGAUACAAUAUUCGAGAUGGGAACGUCGAUGAUCAUCUACGCAAUCCACGUGGCUGUGAAAGAUGUCGCGCUCUAUGUUCGCCAUAACAGCGACAGUUACAUAAACAUUUCUUCCAAUGAACAAAUGGUCCAGGACAUAGCAGAGUCUUGUCCUCUAGCAUACACCUGCAGCCGUUCCCGUGCCGCCGUAUUCAGAAGACUACAUCGCCUGGCCCAUAAACAAAGACCGGUAAUCCGGUUCGCGAUCCUCGAGGAUAUUCACAUCACCAUCAGGUUAAGAGACAUGGUGAAUAAUCGAAACCACUUCACUGCAUGUUCCGACUCGGAUGAGGAAGAUCCCAACAUGUGUUUGAGACUGCCUAGCAUUUGCCUGUACGAAAGCCCCUCUGUACCGGUCGCAGACUUGGAGGACUGGUAUACUACACUGCCCGCCUUCCUCGAAAACAAAGUAGAUCGUGUCGACGCCGAAUGGUGGUGGGACAGAGACACUGGAAUAGCUAGGGUGUCUCCUUUGUUGGGAAAAUUCAUGCAUAGCUUCCCCCGGGCAACGCAUUUCACCAUCACGCCGCGUCUACCUUUCAUGCUGAGUGCGCAACCCGCCACACCAGGCAUUGUGGACAGCAAACACCGCUUGCAAAAGCUUGGGGCUGUGGAAGAAGAACUUGAGGUCUUGAAGCUGAGGGAGGCGGAGAGAUAUAGAUAUCUACAACGCCGCCUGAUGUCUCUAUGGGAGCAGGAGGGUUGGACCACGAUGGCGGCCUACGCGACGAAGGAUUUCCCGUUACCCAUAUUCGAGUUCAACCAUAAGGUGAGAAACCCGCGUGGCGAUCCAUGUUAUCUCGUAAAGACUCAUUGA